GAGUGAAAAAGGAGGAUGGGGCAAUGGAUGUCAGCUAUUGCAUAUAAAGGUCAGUCCAUCCUCCUCGACUCACUUCCUCCUUCCCUCUCUUCAUUUGUGUUGGUCUAGCUCUCAGCUCACAAACUUAAAGCCAUCAUGUCCCAACUGCAGCAAGGAAUGGGAAUGCUCAUCGCUACCUUUCAUAAAUACUCUGGCAAGGAGGGAGACAAAUUGACUCUUUCCAAAGGAGAGCUAAAAGACCUGCUCAACGCCGAGAUGGGAGACAUUCUUGGCAAAACCCAAGAUAAAGCGGCAUUGGACAAGAUAUUUAAGGACCUAGACGCUAAUCAGGAUGGUACCGUGGACUUCCAAGAGUAUAUCACCCUUGUGGCCUGCAUUACCAUGAUGUGCAACGAAUAUUUCACAAAAAAGUAAUACUGUACAUGGCUGACCCAUAACAACCAAAACAAUGCAAAAUACACACCAAUUGUUUUUGUAUAUUUUUUUGUUCCUUCGAUAAACAGAAAGAAAUGUUUGCCAUCUUACAAUGAUAAAUGCAUGAAACAGAUAAUUGUUUGAAAUAAACUAUUUUAAUACGAAUUAAAGACAGGCUGUGUUGAAUAAAA
Messenger RNA from Tachysurus vachellii, 605 nucleotides. Its product is annotated as ictacalcin-like. Lineage: Eukaryota; Metazoa; Chordata; Actinopteri; Siluriformes; Bagridae. The transcript has 3 exons. The coding region runs from base 136 to 414 and encodes 92 amino acids. The record is from RefSeq and is a predicted model, not a curated record. Gene Ontology annotation, molecular function: calcium ion binding; transition metal ion binding.